This is a messenger RNA of Bufo gargarizans (Asiatic toad), 5028 nucleotides long. It is a transcript of the gene ELN, whose product is annotated as elastin. Lineage: Eukaryota; Metazoa; Chordata; Amphibia; Anura; Bufonidae. The transcript is spliced from 45 exons. The record is from RefSeq and is a predicted model, not a curated record. The coding region runs from base 1 to 3042 and encodes 1013 amino acids. Gene Ontology annotation, molecular function: extracellular matrix structural constituent.
AUGACGACACGUGAAUUGCGUAUACGCCUUCAGGAACAUCAGAGUGAUAUUCGGAUGGCGUCAAAGGUGCCAGCUGAUGAUAGGGAACGAAUAUUGAAACUCAAACCAGUUGCACGACACUUUCGGUUGAAACACAAUAAUCGAUGGCAGGACCUGAGGGUUCGUGGCAUCGAUAGGGUAAAUCUAGGAUCUCGAGGAGGCGAUCUCUUCAGACGACUUGAACAAGUGGAAACAUGUGUGAGGGGACGGGGGCAUUGUGAGACAUGGAGAGCAUACGGCCUGCCGCUCCACUUCGGAGCAUCUUCCUGCUACUUGCCUUCUGCCAAACUACGCUGCAAGGAGGGGUUCCUGCUGGAGGCGUACCUGGAGGUCAGUUUUUUACCAGGUGGAGGUGCAGGGGUAUAUCCUGGAGGAGCUGGUGUGGGACCUGGAGGAAUCGGAGGAGCAGGGUUAUAUCCUGGAGGAAAACCCCCCAAGCCAGGUGUUGGUGGCGUAGGAACAGGUGGCUUUGGACCUGGGGGUAUUGGAGGUGUUGGAGCUGGAGGAUAUGGACCUGGUGGUUAUGGACCUGGUGGUUAUGGAGCUGGUGGUUAUGGAGCUGGUGGUUAUGGAGCUGGUGGUUAUGGAGCUGGUGGACUAGGUGCUGGAGGCAAGCCACCAAAACCAGGUGUGGGCGGCAUUGGAGCUGGAGGCAUCGGAGGUGCUGGAGCUGGUGGAUAUGGACCUGGUGGACUUGGAGCAGGUGGGCUAGGAGUUGGUGGAUUAGGAGCUGGUGGACUAGGUGCUGGAGGCAAGCCACCAAAACCAGGUUAUGGGCCAGGAGCUGGAGUCGGUGGACUUGGUGCUCCAGGGGCUCAGCCAGUAGAAACAGAGCCAUCAAACUGUAAAGGCGUUGCCGGUGGAGUUGGUGGCGUUGGUGGCAUUGGUGCUGGGCUGCUACCAGGUGGUGUCCAACCAGGUGCUGGUGCUAAACCAGGAAAAGGACCAGGUGCAGGGAUCCCUGGCUUGUACCCUGGGGGAGUGGUACAAGGAGGUGCAGGGGGAGUACCUGGCGCAUAUCCAGGUGGUAUAAUCCCAGGCGCUGGCAUUGUUCCUGGUGUUACUGCAGGGGCUGCAGUACCCCCAGGGGGAGUUCAACCAGGUGCUGGAGCAAAGCCAGGAAAACUUCCAGGUGCUGGACUUCCUGGGGCAUUCCCAGGAGGAGUGUUGCCCGGAACAGGUGUACGAUAUCCAGGGGUUGGUGUUCUCCCUGGAGUGGCCACUGGGAAUGGUGUCAAACAGAAGCCACAAGGUGCUGGUGGUGCUUUAGGUGGAAUCCCAGGUUUUGGUGGUUUUGGUGGACAGCAGCCUGGUGUACCUUUAGGAUAUCCUAUUAAAGCCCCCAAACUACCAGGUGGAUACGGGCUUCCAUACACGUCAGGAGUACCUGGAGGUUUUGGCGGUCCCGCUGGAGUUGGUGCUGGCGGCAAGUCGGGAUACCCUACAGGAACUGGAGUUGGAGCUCAAGCUGCCGCAGCUGCUAAAGCCGCAAAAUAUGCAGCUGCUGGAGCUGUGCCAGGAGGCAUCCCUGGAGCUAUUCCUGGCGUCGUACCUGGUCUUUAUCCUGGAGUUGCUGGCGUAUUGCCAGGUGGUGGAGCAGUACCAGGAGCAGGAAUACCUCAAUAUGGAGUUCAGCCUGGUGGGAAACCCCCAAAAUAUGGUGUACCUGGAGUUGGUGGUGUUUCUGGUGUAGGCGGCGUGGCCGGAGUAGGAGGAGUUCCGGGAGUUGGUGGUGUUCCAGGAGUUGGUGGUGUUCCUGGAGUUGGUGGUGUUGGUGCUAAACCACCUAAGACUGGAGCGGGCUAUGGAGUUGGAGGUCUUCCUGCAGGAGUGGGAGUUGGUGGUUUCCAAGGAGUUGGUGGCUAUGGUGCUGGUGGGCUGCCCGCUGGAGUUGGUGCUGGUACCGGAGGAGUGCCAGGGGCAGGGUAUUAUCCAGGUGCAGGAGGCAAACCUCCCAAACCAGGUUAUGGAACUGGAGGAGUAUUACCUGGUGGUGGACUAGUGGCUGGUGGUGGACUAGUGCCUGGUGGUGGACUAGUUCCUGGUGCUGGACCUGGGGGCAUAGGAGCUGGAGGCCUGUACCCAGGAGCUGGUGCAGGAGGGAAACCACCAAAACCAGGUUAUGGUGCUGGUGCUGGACUUGGUAGUCUUGGAACUGGUGCUGGUGUUGGGGGACUAGUGCCUGGAGCUGGAAUAGGAGGUGGACAAGUUCCUGGUGCUGGACCUGGGGGCAUAGGAGCUGGAGGCCUGUACCCAGGAGCUGGUGCAGGAGGGAAACCACCAAAACCAGGUUAUGGUGCUGGUGCUGGACUUGGUAGUCUUGGAACUGGUGCUGGUGUUGGGGGACAAGGUGCUGGUGGACUAGGUGCUGGACUUGGAGCUGGUGUUGGUGGUCUAGGUGGUGGUGCAGGAGGUUAUCCCGGAGCUGGAGUUGGUGCUGGAGGCAAACCACCUAAACCAGGUUAUGGACCUGGGGCUGGAUUAUUAGGUGGAGGUUUUGGACCUGGUGCUGGCUUUGGACCUGGUGCUGGAUUAUUAGGUGGAGGUUUUGGACCUGGUGCUGGCUUUGGACCUGGUGCUGGAUUAUUAGGUGGAGGUUUUGGACCUGGUGCUGGCUUUGGACCUGGUGGCAUAGGCGGUGCAGGUCAGUACCCAGGAGCUGGAGGCAAGCCACCCAAGCCAGGUUAUGGUGGUGGCCUUGUAUCUGGAGGAGCAGGUGGAGUUGGUGCUGGCUUUGGUCCUGGUGCUGGAACUGGUUUUGGUCCUGGAGGCAUAGGAGCUGGAGGUCAGUAUCCAGGAGCCGGAGGCAAACCACCUAAGCCAGGCUAUGGAGCUGGAGCUGGAGGUGGAGGUGGAUUUGGGCAAGGCGGACUAGCAGGAGCUGGCCUUGGAGGUGCUGGAGCUGGAGGAUACCCAUUAGGAGCUCAAAAGCCUGCUAAAUCCUACUACCGAGGUGGCGGACUGUGCGGCCAAGGGAAAUACUGCGGCAGGCGGAGAAAAUAAACAGUCGGAGAGCUACGAUUAACCUCAUCAACUAUGGUGCUACUGCAUGGUGUGAAUGUAAAAGGAUUCAAGUAUCCCCCUCUGUUCUCCUUUCCCUCAGUUACCCCCAUAAUCCUUUUCUCUGGCCUUCCAGACGUCCAUCUGGGAGCUCCACUUUCUAAGAUGAGCCUGCAGUCUGACUAUUCCGACAGGCACAUGUGCACACACUGAUGCUGUAUGAAUACGUCUGUACUGUGUAUAUGUGUGCAUGCCCAAAGAGAUCAGAGUCUACGUCUACAAAUGCACAUGAAGAAACCUACAGAGCUGUGCAGACUUGCCUACAGUACACUCAGACAUUCACAAGUAUGGACAUACAUGCACUAUAUAUAAAUGUAAAAAAAACACAGCAUACACAUCAUCUAUAGUCAGGAGUUGGUUGGCAUUCAUCUGGGCCAUCAUAAGGAACCAAUUGUCCACUAUUUGGCUUGGUGUAAAAACUUACAGAACCCUUUUGUGAAUGAAAGCUCAAUACAUGAUGGCACCAUGACUGACCUGAUAGGGCCUUGUGUCCAAAAAAUAAAGCAAUGGCACCUUUAGCAACCAACCAAGUGUCUUACAGAUGUGUCCUUCCUUAUCUUUUCUCUUGGCUCAAUACAUACCAUGAUGUGUCAUGCAAGAUGACCGGCUUUUCACAUGACCUAGCGAUAUUGUGGCAUAAGAUAUCUAUCCUAUAUUGGUCUAUGUGCGGCCACCCAGUGGAAGUUAUGUGAAUUGCAGUCUGUCAAAGGUUUUGUUAGCAUGCUGCAAUAAUGUAUUGAAUUUAUUUAACAAGACUACUGUAAACUGGAGCUAAGAUAAGGGUGGACACAUCUGUAUUUCAAUUUUGAAAAUGUGCCUCGGAAACAUCAGAGCUGAUUGAUUUUCUUUUUGUCCAUAUAAGUUUUUGUACAUGAGGCCUUGAGUUUUUGCUCACAUUUUUUUCCAUCUGAUGUACCGCUGGAUGUUUUUGAAGCACUGUUGACAUAAAGUGGACAAUUGAGGGCUAUUGGUGGCCUUGUAUUUGGGCCAGUAAUUAUGAAUUACCCCCUCCCCCCACCCAUUACCAUGCAAGAGAAAUAAAAGGCCAUUCAGCCCCUGCCCCUCGCUCCUGUCUCUCACACCAUGGCCCCAGUAGGUUAUUGUUGUUGUUGUAACUUAUACUUGGAACUGACUCUGUUGUAAUGCAAUUGGCCAGCGACUGUAUGGGAUAUGUUUUAUUUUUUAUUAUUUGUAUUAUUAAAGUGUGUGACUUCUCCCUCCUCGAGGGCGGAGCGUGACAGAGGAGUCCAAAAGCAUCAUCCUUUUUUAAAUACAGAAAUCGAAAAAAUAUAUUUCUUUCUUUAUUAUUUACCACAAAAUGCAGAGCCUUGCUGUUUUUUGUUGUUGAUUUUUUUUUUAUGUUUUGGUUUUACUUAUGCGCCAUUUUUCUGCAGGACCCUUGAAAGAGGAAGGUAUUGACUAUUACUGUGAGGGCUUAUUGAAGUGUAAACUGCUCUGGAAUAAGGGAGAGUGACAAAUGUCAUGAGAGGAGGGGACAAGAGCUGAUAUAUAUAUGUAAUUAUUGUUGUUUUUAUAUUACACGUUGCUGCCAAAGAAAUUUGUAACAUAUUUAAACAUUCUGGCAUUGAAGGAGUUAAACAUAAAAAGCUGUGAGAUUUUAGGUAGAGUGAGCCCCUUCUCUCAGGCUCCACGCCUUCUCUCUGCCUUCCCUCUGGAUACCAUUAUGCUGCAGAAUGAUCUUGACUUUCCCACCCAGCUGUGUCUGGUUGUGAGGGGUGCGUUUUUAUGUGUAAAUGCUUUAGUUUACUGACCACCCCUUCAUCUUCCUCUUCUCAAUGUAUUCCCUCUCAUACCGCCUCCAAAAGGGAAAAAAAAAACUGAACACUUUUUUUUGUAAAAAUAAUACUGAAAAAAGUUAUUAAAAGUAAUUGCUUAAAAUAAAGAAUAAAGAAAACUUUUUAAAUGAGA